This is a messenger RNA of Ostrea edulis (European flat oyster), 4434 nucleotides long. RefSeq names its product malignant fibrous histiocytoma-amplified sequence 1 homolog. The record is from RefSeq and is a predicted model, not a curated record. Gene Ontology annotation, molecular function: protein binding. Bases 208 to 3696 code for a protein of 1162 amino acids. Gene Ontology annotation, biological process: signal transduction. The transcript has 7 exons. Lineage: Eukaryota; Metazoa; Mollusca; Bivalvia; Ostreida; Ostreidae.
UUUCGUCGGGUUCGAAAUUCCAAAUCUGCCGGAAGUUUCUAUAAUGUUGAAUACAUUGGAGGUCAAAAUCAAAAAGAAAUUUAGUACAAGUGCAUGAAAAUCCUAAGGUAUGGAUACAGACCAUGAUUGGGAACAUAAUGUUAAAUACAGGCAGUCCAAACAUAAAAGAUGAUUCAAAAUGAAUAGACAGUAUUUCAGUCAGCUGUAAUGAUGGCAACAAACAGUCAUGCCUCUGAGGCAUUCAAACAGUAUGUGCAGAAAGACCCUAAAGGAAGAUCAAUCUUGAUUGUGCCAGAGGGAAAAUACAAAGGAUGGGUACCACGCAUCAUCUACAGUAUGCACCUGGAGGAUGUCUCACUGCCAUUCUUAAGACUCAUGUCAUUUCCUGUUGGUGGUACCUCAAUAGGAAAUUUAGUUGGAAUGAAGAAUUUCAGUGCAGUGGGAAAUUAUUUAUGCCUUUUACCCAAGUCUUUUGGUACCUGCAAAUCCAUAGAAAAACUCAACCUGAGCUUCAACCACUUUCAACAGAUCCCAGUGCCGGUGUUUAAUUUGGAGUCUCUAACUGAGCUGGAUUGUGGAGAUAAUGAUUUGGAAAUUCUUUCACCAGAUAUCGGAAAAUUAAGGAAUUUGCGAACACUAAAAUUAGGUGGUAAUCUCUUGUCGGAAAUUCCAAACGAACUUAGCCAUUGUAAGAAAAUCGAAUAUCUUGUGCUGUCAAGAAAAUGGUAUCCAAGAGAAGGAGGGAUGAAGGAACUACCGAAAGCUGCUUGUGGGCUGAAGGAGCUGCAGUAUCUGGAUGUCAGUUGGCAUCAGAUCCAUACAAUUCCAGAUGAAGUGGGCAAUUUGACAAAACUGGAGUCUCUGAAUAUGAAAGGAAAUUUCCUGAAAUAUGUAUCCUCAAAUAUUGUUCAUUGCACUAGUUUGAGGGAGCUUAAUUUGACAGGGGCAUUGAAACUAAAUUCUUACAUUCCGCCAGAGUUACUGCAGUUGUCUGAACUAAGGACAUUAAACUUGAAUAACAAUUAUUUUUCAGAAAUUUCACCAAAGAUAAAUGGACUUAAAAAGCUCAAGCAUUUUAUCAUGAGAAGAAAUGCAUUGGUGAGUCUCCCAGAGACUUUGUUUGACUUGAAACAUUUAGAAAGUAUUGAAAUUGGUGACAAUUACCUGGAGGAACUUUCCCCUUCUAUAAAGAAAUUAAAGAAGCUGAAAACAUUGGAAUUGCGUGGAAACAAAUUGACCACUCUUCCUGCAGAGCUGUGUGACUGUUUGAGUCUUGAAUCACUUCUGCUGUCAUUAAAUGAACUAAAACAAUUACCAGAAAAUAUUUACCAACUAGCAAACCUGAAGGAACUGGAUGUUUCAUCUAAUGACUUAACCAGCAUACCACUGCUGUUAGACAAAUUACAGAUGCUUGCAAAGACAGGGCUGUUAGAUCUCGGCGGUAACAGCAUUAAAGUUCCUCCUCAAGAAGUCUGUAACCAAGGCACUGAUGCACUCUUUACCUUUUUAAGAGAGUACAGAAUCAGCCAGGCAAAACACAGAAUGAAAAUGAUAUUGAUCGGUGCAGCUAAAGCAGGAAAAACUAGUCUUCGAAAUGCUUUGAUUCUAGGCCACUCUAAAUUAACAGCAGAGCAUGAGAGGACAUGGGUCCUAGAACGUCAUCUUUGGGAGCCGGAAUCUGAUCUAAGAGUCCAAUUGUUGGACUUUGGUGGACAUCAUAUUUAUUCUGCUGCACACCACAUGUUUUUGACCCCAGAUGCUUUGCAUGUUUUAGUGUUUGAUUUGAGUAAGUACCAACCAGAUCUGUAUGAUAUCUUUGUUGGUAACUGGCUGGAUGCCAUCAUGGACAGAUCUCCUGGAGCAGUUAUUAUGAUGGUGGGAACCCAUGUUGACCUUUGCAAGGCAGAUGAAAUUGAGGAAAUAUUAGAGGAUAUCUCUGAUAAAAUGAAAAUCAUUGAAGAUAAAAAGAUACAAGAAAUAGAGAUUCAAUUAGUCCGAACAGAUGAUGCUCUCAAUUCACUGACCAAUAAAGAUACUGGUACAAGAUUUGAAGACAUUGAAAUUCAGAGACUUAGAGAAAAAAGAAAUGGCAUCUACAAAAUGUUGAAAACAAGAUCAAAGUUGCCACAGAAAAUACAUGUUGUGAGUUGUGCUGAUGAACUGACAGGUGUUGAUGAGUUCAGAAAUUUGUUGGUGAAAACUCUGAAGGAUGCAGAGGAAAGACCAUUACCCGAUCCAUGGUGGAAAUAUCUGCAGAAGAUUGCCAUAUAUCCAGAGAAAAUCCUGCCAUUUAUAGAGGCCCUGAGAAUUUUUGAAGAUGUGAUGAAUGAAUUGAAACAGAGUAUGAUUUCACUUCAGGGAUCAGCAGUGUCAAGUCUAGAGAUGGUUCUGAAGUAUCUACAUGCUACGGGAGAAAUCAUGUGGUAUUCAGAUAACCCCAAGCUGCAGGGAAUUGUGUUUCAUCAGCCAGAAACUUUGGUUGAAAUGUUGCGGGCAAUAUUUAAACACGAUUUUGAGAAAGUAGUGGUAUAUGAUGAAAUUCUUGGGAAAAUUGCUGGCUUGACUCAGAAGAAAUUUGUUGCCAUGAAGGAAGAUUUUCUCACAAAAGGGAUUAUGACACUGGAGUUACUCCACUUUUGUCUCUAUCAUUUCAAACUUUCUUCAGAAGCAAGAGACACUUUUGUUGAUCUCAUGUUGAAAUUUGACUUAUGUUAUGAAAUUCCAAGCAGCUUGCAAACAAAUUAUACAUCUAGUCGCAUUUUGAGAUUUCCAUGGUUCCUUAAAACAGAAGCAUCCAAUGACGUGUUUGUGAAGUGGCCCAUUAAAACUCCGAGGAAUAUCGUGGAACUCUCUGCUCUGUACCUGUUCCCAUCGAAAUCUCCUCCAAACUUCUUUGAAAAACUCUCUUCAAGGCUGCAGGCUCAUGUGUCUAAACGAGAGGAUUGGAAAAAUGGUGUCCUCGCAUUUAAGAAUAAAUCCAAGAUCCUUGUGACCCGUGAGCAGAAGGAUGGCAGAACAGACAUUUUGGUGGCAGUCAGGGGCAGUGAUCUGCAGGAACUCUGGUACCUGCUCCUGAGAAUCUACCAAGACAUGAAAUCUCUGCUCCAAGAAUGGCCUUUAGUCCAUGUGGAGCAGUACUUACUGUGUUCUCACUGUAUCUUGCGAGGGGAUACUGAACCCCACCAGUACCCAGCAGAACUCUACCUGGAGACUGUAUGCCCCAAGAAACUGUAUCAGCUUCAGUCCUGCCAAAAGUCUCCAGAAACUUUUGUUCCAGCUUGCCUGGUUAUUCCCCUGGAUUCAGAUUUCCAGGAUAACAUUGGACAACACGUAAUAGUGUUAAAGGAGUUCCUGGCCAGUCUAGAGGACACAGUGGAUGGCACGGGGUCAGGCAUUCUAACUGACUUUGGCUUGAUGUAUGUGGCUGCCAGACUGGGAGCUGAGUGGUCCCUGGUGGUUGGAUAUCUUGGAUUGAAACAAGCAGAGAUUGAGCAGAUACAGUUAGACAACCCUUACAAAGUGCUUAACCAGAUUAGCAUAGCUCUACAGAAAUGGCGAGAUCGUCAGGAGGAUCAGGCAGACAACGUUCUGCUGCAACGACUCUUUACUGCUUUGGAGACCUGUGACCGCACAGAUUUGAUGGAGGAAAUACGACAGAAGUAUAAUAUACCAGAACCUGAACCUGAUGAAAACUGAUCUACAGAAAAGCUUUGUAAUCGUACUGGGUAAUACGAAAUGAAAGAGGACUAAACCCCUCUGCAGCAAUUGACAGUCUUUUAUGUGCAGUCUUUUAUGUACAUGUAUAUUUACUCAUUUACUGUACUCAGUAGUUUUUAUCUGCUGUAUUUGCUCAAAACAUUUUGUGAGCAUUGAAGCAUUCAGUCUUGGUUAUUGUGUGUGAGCAUUGAAGCAUACAGUCUUGGUUAUUGUGUGUGAGAGUACGUCUAUACUGUAGAAGUGUUUUUGAAAAAUUGGUGCAAUAUUUUUACGUAUAAUUCAUGUCAGCAGAUUGGGUUUUUUUCUGAAUGGAAAGGAAGUGUAAAAGAUGUAAUCAUUUUCAAGCAACGUAAAUUUUGAAAGCAAACUACAUGUGUGUUAUUGAUUUAGCUUACGUUGUGUAGUCAUUAAAAUAUUCUGUAGUAUGAAAAAUGUGCAUUCGAGAGAAUGCAUUUAUUUUGAAUAUAUACCAUAUGUAAUUAAAAUUCAUAGGAAAACUAAGUAAAAAUCUAUGACAUAAGUUCUGUACGGAAGAUUUGAAAAGUAAGUGCACAACACAAAAGUGCUUAGAAAUAUUGGUUCAUAAUGAUUAAAUACAUUAUUAAAACUGGAUUUCUCAGGCACCAUUUACAACAUUCUGUGCUUAUACACGUUUCAUGAUAUUAUAAAAACAGUAUUUAUUAGACUGUGAAUGCUAAUAAAUUUUCUGUAUUUGUA